Tribolium madens (black flour beetle) is the source of this 3258-nucleotide messenger RNA. RefSeq names its product heat shock 70 kDa protein-like. The transcript is spliced from 3 exons. Gene Ontology annotation, molecular function: misfolded protein binding; ATP binding; ATP hydrolysis activity. The record is from RefSeq and is a predicted model, not a curated record. Gene Ontology annotation, biological process: protein refolding; cellular response to unfolded protein. Lineage: Eukaryota; Metazoa; Arthropoda; Insecta; Coleoptera; Tenebrionidae. Bases 82 to 1914 code for a protein of 610 amino acids. Gene Ontology annotation, cellular component: mitochondrion; cytoplasm.
GAACCUUUGUAUUAACAAAGGUUUCAAAAAUAUUUUUAAUAGUAGAACCAACACGUAGAAGUGUUGGUAUUUUACACAAAUAUGGAGGCACCACCUUCAAUGGGAGAUGUAGUUAUUGGAAUAGACUUAGGAACAACAAAUUCUUGUGCCGCUUACUACUUUAAAGGAAAAGUCAGAGUUUUAGAAAACCGAGAGGGAGAUCGAAUUACACCGUCUUCUGUGUAUUUUCAAGACCAAAGCACAGUAAUUGUUGGGAAAUAUGCCCGAAAAAUGGCUGAACAAACAAAUGAAAAUGAAGUUUUUGGAAUAAAGCGAAUUAUUGGAAAACAGUUUGAGGAUCCCAAUUUUAAAAACGACUUAGAACAUUUUCCAUUCACAAUUGAAUCAAUUGAAAACAAACCGAUUAUCACACUUAAUCAUAAAAGCGGAACUUGUAAAAAAACUCCUGAAGAAAUAAGUGCAGUUGUUCUUCAGAAAAUUAAGAAAGAUGUUGAAUCUAAAUUAGGAGGACAAAUAAAUAAAGCUGURAUUACUGUUCCGGCUUAUUUUAACGUUAAUCAGCGUGAGGCUACUUUAGAGGCAGCACAAAAAGCUGGAUUUACAAUAUUGAAACUUUUGAACGAACCAACAGCAGCUGCUUUGUGUUAUUACWUGGACCAAAAUUGGGAUGAACAAAGUUAUUCAUUGGUUUAUGAUUUAGGAGGUGGAACUUUUGACGUUGCCAUUCUUAAGAAAUUUGCUCAAAAUAUUGAUAUUAUUGGAGUUGAUGGUGAUACGCACUUAGGUGGUCACGAUUUUGACAAUUUGAUUAUAGAUUACGUUUGUGGCAUCUUAUCGAAAGAAUAUAAUUACAGUCCAAAAAAUGACAGAAGAAAAAUGAGAAGAUUACGCAAGAAAUGCGAGGAAGCAAAACAAUCGUUAUCAGAUAUGGAAGAAACUAUAAUAGCACUACCGGGAUUUAACGAAACAUAUAAUUUAAUCAACAUUAAUAUUACACGAAAGCAGUUUGAAUCAAUGGCCUGUGAAUUGUUUAAAAGAACCAUAGAUAUUGUCGAUAAAUGUUUGAUAACUUGCAACAUUUCAAAAACAGAUAUAAAAGAAGUAAUCUUAACAGGAGGUUCUACACGUAUUCCAGGAAUACAAAAUUUACUUUCGUCAUAUUUUGGUGGAGAAAAAUUAUGUAAGUUUACGCAUCCUGAGGAAUGUGUAGCUGAGGGAGCUGCGAUUCAAGCAGCUAUUCUGUCCAASAAUUCAGACCAAAGGAUAAAUACUAUUCGAAUAAAAGAUAUUAUUUCUUUGUCUCUUGGCACAGAUAUUAAUUACAAUUUAAUGAAUUUCAUUAUAAAACGAAACACAUCAAUUCCUGUAAAAAAUACAUUAGCUUACUUCACUGUUUACAAUCAACAAACGGCAAUGGAUUUUAAAAUAUAUGAAGGAGAACGCACUGAUGUUAGAAAAAACCGACAUUUGGGCAUUGUGACGAUAAGCGACUUAACACCAGCACCACCUGGCCAAUGUAAAGUACAACUGACAAUGAGCGUUGAUCAAAAUGGCAUACUUUCAUUAAAAGCAAAAGAAACAUUACGCAAUAAUGAAAAGGAUUUAAAAUUAUUAUACACAAGAGGUGGCAGAAGUGGCAGUGAAGUAAAAAGCAUUUUAAAAGAAGUUGAAGACCAAGCCGAAGAAGACAAACGAUUUGAAAAAUUUGCGAUAAUGAAACAAACUCUCUUCAAUUACUGCGAAAGUGUAAAGUAUAAUUUAGACAAAAAGCACUUAGGCUCGCCGUACAUAGAAAUUUAUAACUUCUGUAAGGCCACACAAGAAAAAUUAAAAUCAUUAGAACUUGGAAACGAAGACAAAGUAGACAAACUCGAAAAAGCUGCAAAAUCAAAAUGUGAUCCUCUUAUGCGUUAACAUUAUUUUGACUUUAUGCCAUAAUUUAUUUUUUAAUUAAAUAUUGGACAGUUCAAUGUACAAAAAUAAACUCUAUCAACUAAGCUUUGAUAUUAUUGAAAAAAAUUACUCAAUUUAUGUUUUCGUAAUCACGCUGGGUGUCACCACUCAAUAUGUGUAAGCUAUGUGUGUAAUUAGACACUCCUUUUUACACACGGUAAAAACUGUGCUGCCAAAAUAACAGGAAAGUUUUUGAAUAAAAAAUGAUUAACUCACCCACUGGUGUGCAUCACAAUAAUGCGCUUAUCAUCGACUGGAUGUGCAGGAGCUUGAAAAUGGAACUGAUGAAACUGGUACCAGUACCAACACAACUUAGGGUCACCAGUGCAUGGGUCAGAGAUGACAAUUUCCUGCGAAUUGGUUCCAAGCACACCAUGUAGACCAACCAAACCGGCAGCUCUUGAAUGAUCGUUGUCAACAACCGAAAUGUGAAAAUUCGAUUCGCCCACUACAAACCAAAUAAGCAAAAACCCAAAAACUGUUAAUAAUAAAUAACCUGGCAAGUACGAAGCCACACAUAGCAUUUUUCUAAUUGACGCUAUCCAGUCUUGUGCAUCACUUUCUGUGGCCCCUGACAGAAACAACAGAGGCUUUUGCGUUCGCCCCAUGGCAAACACACCAAAAGCAUACUGUUUGGUGCGAGACUCGGUUCUGCAAAUUGUUGAAGACCUGGGCAAGAGGAGACAGUUGAGAACUGACCCUUCCAUCGACGAUUUCAGCUUCAAUUCCACCCCAUUUUCAAUACUGUCCAAACGUUUUAACUCACACCAUUGUUUUUGCCAUGCCUGUAAACGACUGUGAGACACUUGAAGUGAGAAAUGCCCUUUGUUUACCUUCCACGGAGUGAGUCCUCUUCUGCUUUUCGCCGAUAUUUUCACGUCCAAAUAACCACAAAUCACACUGUUUCCUUGCAUUUUGUAAACAAAAACGGUUAAUUUUCAACUCUAAUUCGAUUUUCACCCCCGCCCAGACGCGACAACCCCUCCCUGCUCUGUUGAUUCAAAACCCGCCAAAGCGCAAGCAAAAUAAGCAAAACAGAAAAGUGUGUUUGUGACCGAAAAAAACGCGUUGAAGUGUUCUUUGGCUCGAAUUAAGCUGCACUUUUAGCUUUUUAUAAAUUAUUUCAUUCCCAAAAAUUUAUUUUCUUAACUUUUUCACUCCUCUGAAUAAGGAGAAACACCAGAAAUUAGAAGAUAUUAUUUAUUUCAAACAAAAUCUUGUAAAUGUUUUGCCGCUUUCUCGUCGAAAAUUUGAAUUUGACGUAUUGCUGUUUUUAGGUUAAAUAUCUUUCAAACGUGUCAAAUA